Molecule: messenger RNA, 2183 nt
Organism: Microbotryum saponariae
Lineage: Eukaryota; Fungi; Basidiomycota; Microbotryomycetes; Microbotryales; Microbotryaceae
Source: the annotation of a GenBank genome assembly
AUGGCGAAACGAACGGCCAACUCCCACGGUAGUAACAAGAAGGCUUCCUCCUCAGGCAACAAGAAGCCACGAACGGACACUUCGCGCGCUCCCUUGGGCUCGUUCUUGACGACUCGUCACAACCCGGCUCGGUCGGGAAAGAAGGGCAAGGUCGUCUUGGAGAAGGAUGAGGACGAGUACGAUCUUGAGGAGGCCGUGUUUGGAAGAUCGACGAGGGCGAGGGAAGAGGAGGGGGAGGGGAGGGGACGACGAGGGGGAGAGGAUAGUGCGGAGGAUGAUGAGGAUCAGGAUGGGGCGGAGACGGGUUUGGAGAGACUGCAGGAUGAGAGCGUGCGUGCACAUCACAUUGGGAUGUGCAUCAUACGGAACACUGACACUCGAUGACUGUGCUUCGACAGCUCUUUUUCUUUGAUGCACCACCCGUCAUUGCGAGCACUUCGAAAGCAACCCAGCCUCAGCGCAGCGACGACGAGCACGAUGAAGCCGACCAGGAGAACGAAGAUGACGACGAAGAGAUCGACUGGGAAGCAGAAGAUCAACAAAGCGCCGAUGAAUCAUCAGGCGAGGGCUCGGACUCGGACGUUGCACCUCGCAAACCGACCACGCCGAGUAUCGUCAAGCUUCCCCGGUCGCGCAACCUUCGACAGGCGGUAUGGUUCGAUCCCGCCGAUGUCGACCUCACCAUCUCGUUGACCAGUGUGGCUCGAUUGAGAAAGCUGAGGCAGACCAAGGACGAGAAUGUCGUCAGUGGGUUGGAGUAUGAGACAAGGUUGAGGAGACAGUAAGUCUAUUGGGGUUUGGUCGCUUCGGGGCGCGGGCAAGUUCUGACAACCUCAUUCCUCCGAUCCCCCAUAGAUUCGAAAAGAUGCAUCCACCACCUGCUUGGGCCGUCGAGGCACGGCGAAAAGUGCUCAAACGAAAGGAGAAAGCUGCUCAACAAGGUGCAAGUGGUCUGGCCAGUGAUGACGAUGAUGACGAUGAUGACGAUGCCGAGGUCGACAGCGAUGCUGCCGCUGAAGAAGUCAACGACCUCUUCCGCACGACGGGCACGAUCAAAAGAAAAAGGACACGAGGCAUCCUCGCUUCGGGUGACAUUGACAUUGAUCGAGUCAGGGAUGCGAAUCAGGCCGAGACAUCGGGCAAGAAGAUCGUCACGUUGGGCUUCCACCCCCGCGCCCAAGUAUUGUUCUCCGCGACCGAUGACCGAAGGUUACGGCUCUUUCAAAUCGACGGCACCGAGAACCCUUUGCUGCAAACGCUGCACGUCCCCGAGCUACCCAUCACAACCGUUGCGUAUCACCCUUCGGGCUCCUCGUUGUUGAUGACCGGCCCACGACCUUACUUUGUCUCGUACGAUCUCCAAACGGGUCAGACGGUCAAACGAACGUUAUUGACCGGUGGGCUUGGCGGAUCUGAUCGAGCGAGCUCGGGAGGACAUGGUGGGAUGGAGCGAUUCGAAUUCUCGCCUGAUGGGGAGAUCCUGGCUGUAGGAGGAAGGAGAGGAUACGUCCAUCUUGUCGAUUGGGGCAAAGAAGGCGUCGGGAAAGGUGGGCAGGUGUUUGGCGAGGUCAAGAUGAACGUCGCGGUCAAGGGGAUUGCGUGGCAUAAGGAAGGAAAGGAGUUGAUGACGCUCGGGGAGGACUCGGAGGUCUAUGUCUGGGACGUUGGGACAAGGAAAUGUAUCACGCGAUGGAGGGACGAUGGUGGAUUCGGGGCGUGUGGGUUGGUUGCGGAUGCGUCGAGCAAGUACACCGCAGUCGCGUGAGUGCCCAUGCAUGCUCGGUGAUUGAUACACCGACCACACAUAUUGACUGAAACAUGUCUUCACACACUCUCGUAGAUCGACAACGGGAAUCGUGAACUUGUACGACUCUGCGACCUCAAGCCUUCCCGCCUCGGGUUCGGAACGGAAAGCGACCAAAGCGAUCGGCAACCUCGUCACCUCCGUCACAUCGAUGAAGUUCAACCACGACGCCCAGAUACUCGCUCUCGCCUCCGCGACGAACAAGGACCAACUCAAACUCGUCCAUACCGCUUCGGCGACGGUGUUUUCGAAUUGGCCUACGCAACAGACUCCGUUGCAUCAUGUGACGGCGAUGGAUUUCAGUAAGGGCAGCGAGUGGCUCGCGGUCGGGAACAAGAGGGGCAAGGUUCUGUUGUAUACGCUCAAAUCGUUCAUUUGA